UGUGCCCACUUCGAGAGACACGAUGUCGCGAGGGGGAAUCGACUUCUCCGUGGACAGCAUCCCAAGCAACUCGUACGCGUACACGAACUGCGUGUACACGACGAGUGAAGACUUUGUGGCGCUCGUGAACCUGUGUCCGCGCGGCGUAACGACGAAAGAACAGAUCCAAGAGUUUGGGCUGAAUGUGUGGGUGAACCAAAAGUUUGUAUUUGCUGCCAAACCGCUGCGGGAGAUGGGGCCAAAGAACAUUGGGAUGGGAGGCAUGCAGCGCAUGUGUUUGAACCUUGCGAAGGGUCAGAUGUGCUCUGUCACCCCAUGGGUACCUGAUGUAGCGCGUGGAUUUGCAAUCGCGACCGUCCACUUGGAAGUCCAACAAGUCAUGCGGUCGGGGUCGGCCCAACUCAACUUCGACUGUGAAAGCAUCAAGGGAAACUUUGAAAAGUUAUACGUGAAUCAGGUGUUUGCCGCGGGCCAGCUUCUCGUCGUUGACGUGGACGGCGCUCCAGUCAAGUUGGCCGUGACAAAGGUCGAGUUGUUGGCGCCACCAGAGGGUGUUGUUCCUCCGUCGAAUCCGAACCCCCUGGUGCCCACAGUGGGUCUGUUCGUCAAAGGCAGUUCGCUCGUGUUCACCAAGUCCAAGGACGCUCCCGUGAAGCUCGUGAAUCAGGGCGCGACGGCGGGCGGCGGCAAUCGCAUCUUCAAACCUGACUUUGACUUCUCCAAACUCGGCAUUGGUGGGCUCGACAAAGAAUUCAACGACAUUUUUCGCCGAGCGUUUGCGUCGCGCGUGUUUCCGCCCGCUAUCAUUGAACGAAUGGGCAUCAAGCACGUUCGAGGUAUGCUCUUGUUUGGGCCUCCAGGGUGUGGGAAGACUUUGAUUGCGCGACAGAUCGGCAAGGUGCUGAAUGCAAAAGAGCCCAAGGUCGUGAACGGCCCGGAAAUUCUAGACAAGUUUGUCGGCGAGUCGGAGCGCAAGAUUCGCGAGUUGUUUGACGACGCGCGCCGGGAACAAAACGAACUCGGCGAGUCGUCCGAGCUCCACAUCAUUAUUUUCGACGAAAUCGACGCCAUCUGCAAAGCCCGCGGCAGCUCGCGCGACGGCACCGGCGUGGGCGAUUCGGUCGUGAACCAGCUCCUUACGCAAAUUGAUGGAGUCGACGGCCUGAACAACGUGCUCGUGAUUGGGAUGACGAACCGAAAGGACAUGCUCGACGAAGCGUUGAUGCGCCCCGGUCGUUUGGAAGUGCAAAUGGAAAUCAACUUGCCCGAUGAACACGGCCGCGCCCAGAUUCUCAAGAUCCACACCCAGCGAGCCAAAGACAAUGGGUUCUUGGACGAGUCGGUCAUCACGGACCUCAACCACUGCCUCGCCCCUGUCACGAAGGAAUAUGUCAACUUAGCCCAACGAACCAAGAACUUUAGUGGGGCCGAAAUCGAAGGGCUUGUGCGAGCGGCCACAGCGCAUGCCUUGUCUAGAGGAACGGAUGGCAAGACGUUCCAUGCCGCAGCCAACUACAUUCCAAAGUUGACGAUGGCGGACUUUGACAUGGCGUUGACGGAGAUCAAGCCAAAGUUUGGAGCGCCUCAAGACACGCUCUCGUUGUACUACCGCGCCGGAUUGCAUUCGUUCGGUUCCGAGUUUGACACAGUCCAGUCGACGCUGAACGCUGUGAUCCAACAAGUCAAGUCGAACGAGAACACGCCCCUCAUGAGUGUUUUGCUCCAUGGCGAGCCCGGAAGCGGCAAAACGGCGCUGGCGGCCGCGUGCGCCGUCGCGUCCGAGUAUCCGUUGGUGCGCAUGAUCAAGGCCGCCGACUUGAUCGGACGGCAAGAAGGCGCCAAGUGCAGUCACAUUUAUACCGUCUUUGAAGAAGCCUACCGGUCUCCACUCAGCAUGAUCAUCUUGGACGACAUCGAGCGCCUCCUCGAAUACGUUGGCCUGGGGCCUCGUUUCUCCAACUCGGUGCUACAGGCGCUGCUCGUGUUGAUCAAGAAUCCUGUGCCAGUCUUGGGCCGCAAACUUCUUGUGGUUGGGAUCACAUCGUCGUUCGACGAGAUGAAGAUGCUCGAGCUUCCGUCUGUGUUUGACGUGACGUUGCAAGUGCCCCUCCUGCGUCAACCGUCCGACUUUGAUGCGGUGCUCCUGGGCGCUGCGGUGAACAUCGACCCGUCCGACCGCCAUCGCGUCGUCGAGUUGCUCGGGCAAAAACCCAUGGGCGUCAAGAAGUUGCUCCUGAUUUCGGAAAUGGCGCGUCAACACACGUCCAACGAAGACAACGAGGGGCAGCCGUCGACGGCUAUCACGUACAAGCGGUUUGUCGACUGCCUCUACAAGUUUGGGUUUUAGCAUGGCCGCACACGGAAGCGCAGCGUUUCCGAACGCGUCGCCAUGGCAUUGCAUCGUUAAUGAAGGUUUUGCAUCGACGAAGUGGUCUCUCGACGUUUUUUACGAUGAAACACGUCCCUGGCAGUGUAACUUUUCAACUGCAUGCGAUCCGUGGUCGCCUUCGAUCCGAACGUUGUCCGCUCUGUUCCUCUCGGCCGCGCCAUCUCCUGUGCGCAAACUCGUGACGCGAUCCAUCAUGGUCUGCGGCGCAACGUUUGCCCGUGGCCGAGACAUGUAACGCCCAUGAAACUGUCAUCCGGUGGCCGCGCCAGC
Aphanomyces invadans is the source of this 2659-nucleotide messenger RNA. RefSeq lists its product as hypothetical. The record is from RefSeq and is a predicted model, not a curated record. Lineage: Eukaryota; Oomycota; Saprolegniomycetes; Saprolegniales; Verrucalvaceae. Gene Ontology annotation, molecular function: ATP hydrolysis activity; ATP binding. Bases 23 to 2347 code for a protein of 774 amino acids. Gene Ontology annotation, biological process: Golgi to plasma membrane protein transport; SNARE complex disassembly; intra-Golgi vesicle-mediated transport. Gene Ontology annotation, cellular component: Golgi stack. The transcript is spliced from 7 exons.